This is a messenger RNA of Kockovaella imperatae, 2405 nucleotides long. RefSeq names its product glutamate-cysteine ligase-domain-containing protein. Gene Ontology annotation, biological process: glutathione biosynthetic process. Bases 144 to 2342 code for a protein of 732 amino acids. Gene Ontology annotation, cellular component: glutamate-cysteine ligase complex. The record is from RefSeq and is a predicted model, not a curated record. The transcript has 11 exons. Gene Ontology annotation, molecular function: glutamate-cysteine ligase activity. NCBI's taxonomy places the organism in Eukaryota, Fungi, Basidiomycota, Tremellomycetes, Tremellales, Cuniculitremaceae.
CGUUCUCAACGACACAGAGGGUUUCUAUCGCUUUGCCGGUAUAACUGAAUCAAAGCGGAUAGUCGGAAAGGAAUAUUGGAUAUUUGACCUCACAAUAACAGAGCAUUCCGCCCGCUCGACGUCCUGAGCGAGAUCGACACACCAUGGGUCUCUUGGCUCUAGGUACCCCUCUUUCAUGGGACGAGACGAAACCUUUGGCUGAGCAUAUCCGAUAUCAUGGAAUCACUCAGUUCUUGAAUACUUGGGAUAGGUGGAAGGAUAGGACAGGAAAGGGAUUACUGUGGGGUGACGAGAUCGAAUACAUGAUCGUCUCGUAUGAUGAUGACAAUCGCACUGCAUUGUUAUCUCUGCGUCAGACGGAGAUUUUGAAAAAGCUGCAAAGCGUCACACUGGAUCCAAAGCUCGAGCAGCUCAAGCCAAAGGACUGCACCGCGAUCCCCACAUUCCAUCCGGAAUACGGCAGAUACAUGAUCGAAUCAACCCCCGGAUGCCCAUUCACAGGCAAUCCCAAAGACCUUAUCUCUGUCGAAGCCGAUAUGCGAUUCCGACGAAAAAUCAUUCGAUCCCAUUUACUCCCUCAUGAACUCCCUCUCACCGUUACGUCUUGGCCUAGAUUGGGUGCUUUGGAUGACGGAAAAUUACCAUUCACUGAUCCGGAGACUUGGCCUGAUACGCAGAAGAGCAGUUCAAGGAGUCAAUAUGUCGGUGAAUUGUUGACGAACCCUCAUGCGAGGUUCCCAACACUCACAGCCAAUAUCCGGGCGAGGAGAGGAUCGCUCGUCGACAUUCGUGUACCGCUGUUCAUCGAUCAAAACACCAAUGUGCCCGAUACGGAGCAAAAGCACUUGUCAAAUGGUAUUCCUACUCCUGCCAAACCUCUGCCUGGGACACCUUCCAUUCACAUGGACGCCAUGGCUUUCGGUAUGGGAUGUUGUUGCCUUCAAAUUACGUUCCAAGCUUGGAACGUUGAUGAAGCGAGAAGAGUCUACGAUGCACUGGUUCCCGUCGCUCCGAUCAUGCUCGCUCUGACUGCUGCGAGUCCCGCUUUCCGUGGAUACCUUGCGGAUGUCGACGCUCGGUGGAAUGUCAUUGCGGCCAGCGUGGAUGAUCGAACGGAGGAGGAGAGAGGUCUCAAGCCUCUUAAGAGCGACCGCUAUUCCAUUCCCAAGUCUCGCUACGACUCUGUCGACCUGUACAUAUCAAACGAUCCUCGUAACAAGGAAAAAUACCAUGACACACAUGUGCCGAUGGACGAGGGAGUGAAGCAGCGAUUGACGGAACAUGGCGUCGACAAUCACCUUGCUUCACAUCUUGCUCACCUGUUCAUCCGCGAUCCUCUGGUUCAGUUCUCCGAGACCAUCGAUCAAGAUGACCAAGCGUCCAUGGAUCAUUUCGAGAACAUUCAAUCCACCAAUUGGCAGACAAUACGAUUCAAGCCACCGCCAGUCAACUCGCCAAUCGGCUGGCGGGUCGAGUUCAGAAGUAUGGAAGUUCAAAUGACAGAUUACGAGAACGCUGCAUUCUCCAUCUUCAUCGUCCUGUUGACAAGGGCCAUUCUGAGCUUUGAUCUCAACUUUUACAUGCCGAUUUCAGAGGUCGACGACAACAUGCAGCGAGCGCAACAACGAGAUGCUGCUGCGCGCAAUUCAUUCCAUUUCCGGCGAAACGUGUUCCCUCACGACAAGCCGAGAGAGCGAUUCGACCUGACAUCACGACCUGUGUCACCACCUGCGGGACAAUCGCCAACUUCUCCUACGUCCGCAUCGAUCCGAUCCGAAUCUAUAUCCCGAGUCAACGGGACAGCGAGUUCGAGUAGUAAGCCCACCACGCCGACGGGCAGUAGGCGAAACAGUGGCGAUCAUUUACGACCCUCUGGCUCGAGUCAAUUGCGGUCGUCUGUCUCUGCGCCUCCCACACCGCGGCGUACGGGUUCAUCUGCAUCACGUUGCUCUUCCGAGGAUGAGGAUAUCGGAGAGGAAGACGAGACUGCUCAGAUGACUCUGGAUGAAAUUAUCAAUGGGAAAGGCGAUCAUUUCCCUGGACUGAUGGGAGUCGUCAAUGCCUAUCUGAAUUCGUUGAACGUGGAUGUCGGGACGAAAUGCGAAUUGAGACGCUACCUGGACCUGAUCAAGUGGAGAUCAAAGGGCCGCCUUGUCACACCUGCCAAUUGGAUCAGAAAGUUCAUCACUACCCAUCCAGACUACAAGCACGAUUCAGUGGUCUCUCAGUCGAUCACGUAUGAUCUGGCCAAGGCAGUGGACGAGAUUGAACGAGGCGUGCGACCGUGUCCUGAACUAUUAGGCCACAAUUAUGUUGGCUCGGGACCGACGGGAUGUUUGUGAUUUCACCAGUCGUAAGGGGUUCGAAGGCAUUGUAUAUUGUGAGGCCAGUGGUACAUCUGUUUU